Oppiella nova is the source of this 234-nucleotide messenger RNA. The record is from the annotation of a GenBank genome assembly. Lineage: Eukaryota; Metazoa; Arthropoda; Arachnida; Sarcoptiformes; Oppiidae.
AGACGGGCCGAUGAGGAGCGCAGGGCUGAGGAGGAGAGACGGGUUAGGGAGCAGAGGGAACGGGAGGAGAGAGAGCGCAGGGAACAGGAGAUUGUGGCCCAACAGGAGGCCGAAAGACAGAGACUCGAGAGGGCCCGGGCGGCCGAGCGUCGUAAACAGGACCAGAAAUCGGAGACUACAGUGAAUAGGACUACCAAACUAUGUCCCGGUUGUAGGUCCCCUAUUGAGGUAGAU